Molecule: messenger RNA, 3338 nt
Organism: Dunckerocampus dactyliophorus (ringed pipefish)
Lineage: Eukaryota; Metazoa; Chordata; Actinopteri; Syngnathiformes; Syngnathidae
Gene: pdcl
Product: phosducin-like
Exons: 15
Coding region: 170-2908 (912 amino acids)
Biological process (GO): response to oxidative stress; regulation of G protein-coupled receptor signaling pathway; cyclooxygenase pathway
Cellular component (GO): cytoplasm; neuron projection
Molecular function (GO): heme binding; oxidoreductase activity, acting on single donors with incorporation of molecular oxygen, incorporation of two atoms of oxygen; peroxidase activity
Source: RefSeq, a predicted model, not a curated record
CUGGCCGCAGGUGAAAGCUAGUUGGGCGGGCUGCAGCUCUCUAACACACCGGAGGUAACUUGUCGACUUUUCGCCGACUCAUUCCUAACGCUGUCUAAAUUCUUUCACCGGCGUGCAUUUUUAAGCUUAUGUUUCCAGCAGUGGAAUGACACGGCGUUGAGCUGCUGUAAUGAGAUCCUCUGUACUACAUGUAGGAUCCUUCUGCGCUCUGCUUUUGCUGCUGCGGGAGCCUGCAUGCCGAGGUGAUGAGGUGACUCCCAGCACAGGUAGGCCAGUGAACCCGUGCUGUUACCUACCCUGUCAGCACUGGGGAGUGUGUGUACGAUACAGCGAGGACCAGUAUGAGUGUGACUGCACCCGCACAGGUUACUAUGGCGAGAACUGCACCAUCCCGGAGUUCUGGACUCGUGUGCGUGACUUCCUGAAGCCCGGUCCGCAUGUGGUGCACUACAUUCUCACCCACUUCCACUGGAUGUGGGACGUCAUCAACUACACUUUCCUCCGGGACGUUCUGAUGCGGCUUGUCCUGACAGUGAGGUCCAAUUUAAUUCCCCACCCUCCGACCUUCAACUCAAAAUAUGGUUACCUCAGCUGGGAGUCCUACUAUAAUCUGAGCUACUACACGCGGAUUCUCCCACCUGUGCCAGAAGACUGCCCUACACCUCUAGGGGUCAAAGGCAAAGAUGGGCUGCCCGACCCUGAGCUGCUGGUGGAGAGCCUCUUGAAGAGAAGAACUUUCAGGCCCGACCCGCAGGGCUCCAACCUCAUGUUUGCUUUCUUUGCACAGCACUUCACCCACCAGUUCUUUAAGACCUACAAUCGUAUGGGACUGGGCUUCACGAAGGCUCUGGCACAUGGGGUGGACGCAGGGCACGUGUACGGAGACAACCUGCAGCGUCAGUUAAAGCUCAGACUUUUCAAAGACGGGAAACUUAAAUAUCAGUUGAUUGAUGGAGAGAUGUACCCUCCCUCUGUAGCUGAAGCCCCUGUCAGGAUGAGCUACCCCCCGGCCGUUGCUCCUGAGGAUCAGAUUGCUAUCGGUCAGGAGGUGUUUGGACUCCUGCCCGGUUUGGGAUUGUACGCUACGCUGUGGCUGAGGGAGCACAACCGAGUGUGUGACGUGCUCAAAGUGGAGCAUCCCACCUGGGAUGACGAGCAGCUGUUCCAGACCACACGGCUCAUCGUUAUUGGUGAGACCAUCCGAAUAGUGAUAGAAGAAUACGUGCAGCAUCUCAGCGGCUACCUGCUGCAGUUGAAGUUCGAUCCCACCCUGCUGUUCCACACCGACUUCCAGUACGGAAACCGCAUCGCUCUGGAGUUCAGCCAGCUCUAUCACUGGCACUCCUUGAUGCCAGACAGCUUCCUCAUCGACGGCGACGAGCUCACCUACCCACAGUUCAUCUUCAACACUUCAGUGCUAACACGCUACGGCGUGGAGAAGCUGGUAGACGCCUUUUCUCGGCAAGUGGCCGGCCAGAUAGGCGGGGGCCAUAACAUCAACCCUGUGGUGACGUCAGUCGCCGUGGGAGCCAUAAAGGAGUCGCGACAGCUCCGCAUGCAGCCCUUCAACGAGUACCGCAAACGCUUUAACCUCAAGCCGUACACUUCCUUUGGAGAGUUCACCGAUAAUGAGGAAGUAGCACUCACUCUCAAGGAGCUCUAUGGUGACAUUGACGCUCUUGAAUUUUACCCUGGUAUGAUGCUGGAGAAGACCCGUCCGAGUUCUAUAUUUGGAGAGAGCAUGGUGGAGAUGGGAGCGCCCUUCUCCCUCAAAGGCCUCCUGGGCAACCCCAUUUGUUCCCCCGAGUACUGGAAGCCCAGCACGUUUGGGGGCCACGUGGGCUUUGACAUUGUAAACUCCGCCACCUUGAAGAAACUCGUGUGUCUCAACUCUAGGACGUGCCCGUACGUGGCGUUCAGAGUGCCACAAAGCGCGAAAGACGACUUCAGGACUGAUGAGCUACACACGGUGGGUGAAACAGUUGCCAUGACAACCUUAGAUGACAAAAUCUUGGGAGAGAAGCUGCAGUACUACUACAGCAGCAGUGAGGACGAAGGCAGCGAUAACGACGACGACGAAAGGGAGGGAAAGACCAUCCGCGACGCCGCCGUCAACGAGCCGGAGUUGGACUACAGUCCUGAUGGCAGUGCGGUCAACACAGGUCCAAAGGGUGUGAUCAAUGACUGGAGGAAGUACAAGCAGCUGGAGGUGGAGCAGAAGCAGGAGCAGAAGAAGGAGAUGGAACGUCUGAUCAAGAAGCUUUCCAUGACCUGCCGCUCGGACCUGGACCUGGAAAAAGACAAGGAGAAGCAGAAGGAGCUGCAGGAGAAGAUUAAAGGCAAAAUGACCAUGCAGGAGUACAACAUGCUCCAGGAGGAAGAGGACGACGAGGACUUCCUCCAGCAUUACCGCAUGCAGCGCAUCGAGGAGAUGCGACGGCAGCUGUGCCGAGGCAAGCGCUUCGAACGCGUCCACGAGCUCACGAGCGGCGAGGACUUCCUGGAGGCUUUGGACAAGGAGGACAAAAGCACGCUGGUCGUGAUCCACAUCUACGAGCCCGACGUGCCGGGUUGCGAGGCCAUGAGCGGCAGCCUGAUGUGUCUGGCGCAGGAGUACCCUCUGGUCAAGUUCUGCAGCGUGCGCAGCUCGGCCAUCAGCACCAGCGCGCUCUUCAGGGACAGCGCUCUGCCCGCCCUGCUGGUUUACAAGGGGGGAGACCUGAUCGGCAACUUUGUGAGGCUCACCGACCAGCUGGGAGAGGAUUUCUUCGCCGUGGACGUGGAGGCUCUGCUGCAGGAGUACGGCAUGUUGCCCGAAAAGCCGCCGGUCAUCCCGAAGACGAUCCGCAACGGAGCCAUCAUUCAGAGCAAUCAGAGCGACGAGGACUCUGACCUUGACAUAGACUAGAUCCACGAUUUGUCUUUGUUGUACAUGCUUGGAAAACACACCUAGACAUCCCACAUGGACUCUUUCGAUGUACAGGUGGUCCUCGGGUUACGAACAAGUUCCGGUCCUAGACUGUGACAGAACUUGUACCGAAAUUAGUCACUCACACAAUUUUUCUACACGCAAAACAUUGAAAAUAAAAUCAGACACCACUCAUUCCACAUGUACGUUGGCUAGUUGUUGUUAUGCAUAGUAAUUUGUGUUUUAUGUCUAUUUAUUAUUAGUGUUUAAAAAUAAAACAAAAUCAACGCCUCCCCCUUUUAUUAUCAUAAUAUUUAAUGGUAUUCAAAAAUAGGAAGCCUUCAACCCAGAUGGACCUUAUUAGAUUUUUUCCAACUUUUAUAUGUGCUGCUACAUUUUAGUUGUUGUUGAAAAAAAGUCAAUAAAUCUA